AUGAUCAAGUGGCAAUCCAUUGCGUUGUUUCUGCUUGUAGCAUUGGCCAAUUCGAUUCGGGCACAAACCAAUCCCCGGUUGAUUUUCUCGCCUUACGAUGAGGUUGACUCCGAUCCAAUUUACGUUCCUGGUGAUAAACACAAAUUACCGGAUUCAGUGGAAGGGGAUGUUAUGAAUGAUGAAUCACAAAAUUUGCAACAAUUAAUCAAUCAAAUGGUUGGCCAUAUGCCAGAAAAUCAACAGGAUCCUCUUCACCAACAGCCCAAAAUAACCAAUGUCAAUAUCAAUAAAAUCUAUUCGCCGCCUUGUUCCCCAUGUGAAAAGAAUGAUGGAAAUUGUAAUCGAAAUGUCCAACAAUCAAAUGGAUUAAUGUAUGGCAAUAGAUUAUGUGGAGCAUUAACAGGUAUUUACAAUCGUAUGGAGCAAUUUGAAAAUCAAUUAUGCGAUGGAAUCAAUGAACAGCCAAUCGCUACAGUGUGCAGACUAUUCAGAAUGGUUGCUAAAUUUAUGCAACAAUUGGUCAAAAUGGUUUGUGAUCGCGAAAAUCGUCGACAACUACCACCACAACUUCGAACCGUUGCCAAACCAAAUCACCCACAACGACAACUUCGAAUCCCUGCCAAACCAUGUCGACCAAAUCAACCACAGCGACAACUUCCAACCCCUGCCAAGCCAUGUCAACCAAAUCAACGACAGCGACAACUUCCAACCCCUGCCAAGCCAUGUCGACCAGAUCAAGGAGAUUAUGAUUCGCUCGAUUCAAAGGAUAAAUUGAGCCCUGAAGAGAAUUGUAAAACAAGUUUGUUUAUAUAUCAAAUUCUUGGCGGAACUUGGGCAGAUAAAUGUUUUCUACAAAAAAAUGAAUCUUUUUGUGAGAAACUGGAUCAAGAUAUGGAAAAAUUAUUGAAAACUUAUAUAAAAAAUUGUGAUCCAAAAUGUAGUCAUGUUCAACAUGAUUUGCUAACGUUUUGGCAAGAACAAUAUGAUCAAUGCAUCCAAAAUCAGUUCAACAAAGAGCAAUGUGAAGCCACCAAAUCGUUGAUAGAUAAAAUUAAUGACCAAUUGCUCCAACUAUGUCCAGUUCCGGAUACUGGCAUUUUGGAUGAAGAUUUCUGA
This is a messenger RNA of Dermatophagoides pteronyssinus (European house dust mite), 1116 nucleotides long. RefSeq lists its product as uncharacterized. Lineage: Eukaryota; Metazoa; Arthropoda; Arachnida; Sarcoptiformes; Pyroglyphidae. The record is from RefSeq and is a predicted model, not a curated record.